AUGGUAACGACGCUCGGCCCAAAGAUGGCGGCCGAGUGGGGUGCAGGAGCAGGUUCUCCUGGUUCAGGCCCAUGCCCUAGCCAGUGGCGCUGGAGCAGUUCUUUAUGGGUCCGAAGCGUUCUGCUCUUGUUGGGCGGCCUCUGGGCAAGCGCCACAUCUAUUCCUGUCUCCUUGGACAGUUCCCCUCCCUGCCGGCACCACGUCCCCUCUGAGACUGAGGUCAUAAAUAAGGUUCAUCUUAAGGCAAAUCAUGUUGUAAAAAGAGAUGUUGAUGAACAUUUAAGAAUCAAGACUGUCUAUGAUAAAAGUAUUGAUGAGUUGCUCCCUGAGAAAAGAUACCUUGUAAAGAACAAACUUUUUCCACAAGCUAUUUCUUAUUUGGAGAAGACUUUUCAGGUUCGUAGACCUGCGGGCACUAUCUUACUUAGCAGACAACGUGCAACAAACCAACACCAGAAGGAAAAUGAUCCCCAUAGAUACUGUACUGGGGAAUUUGCAGAGCAUACAAAAUGCGGCCCAGUUAUAGUGCCUGAGGAACACCUCCAGAGAUGCAGGGUCUGCCGUGGGGGUAAGUGGUCCUGUUUAGCAGUAGGUGUGCAAGACCAAGAAGGCGUCCGGGAUGCAGACUUUGUUCUAUAUGUUGGUGCUCUGGCCACCGAGAGGUGCAGCCGUGAAAACAUCAUCUCUUAUGCAGCCUAUUGUCAGCAGGAAGCAAAAAUGGACAGGCCAAUAGCAGGAUAUGCUAACCUGUGUCCAAAUAUGAUCUCUACCCAGCCUCAGGAGUUUAUUGGGAUGCUGUCCACAGUAAAACAUGAGAUUAUUCAUGCCCUGGGUUUCUCUGCUGGCCUAUUUGCAUUCUACCAUGAUAAAGAUGGAAAUCCUCUAACUUCAAGAUUUGCAGAUGGUCUCCCACCUUUUAAUUAUAGUCUUGGAUUAUAUCAAUGGAGUGAUAAAGUAGUUCGAAAGGUGGAGAGAUUAUGGAAUGUUCGAGAUAAUAAGAUAGUUCCUCACACUGUGUAUCUUCUAGUAACACCUCGUGUUGUCGAUGAAGCGCGAAAACAUUUUAACUGUCCAAUUCUGGAGGGAAUGGAACUCGAAAAUCAAGGUGGCAUGGGCACUGAGCUCAACCAUUGGGAAAAGCGGUUAUUAGAGAAUGAAGCAAUGACUGGUUCUCACACCCAGAACCGAGUCUUCUCUCGAAUCACUCUGGCAUUAAUGGAGGACACUGGUUGGUAUAAGGCUAAUUACAGCAUGGCCGAAAAGUUAGACUGGGGCCGAGGAAUGGGCUGUGACUUUGUAAGAAAGAGCUGUAAGUUCUGGAUUGACCAGCAGAAACAAAAGAGGCAGAUGCUGAGCCCUUUCUGUGACACGCUUAGAAGUAACCCAUUGCAGUUAACUUGCCGACAGGACCAGAGAGCAGUUGCUGUGUGUAAUUUGCAGAAGUUUUCAAAACCUUUGCCUCAAGAGUACCAGUACUUCGACAAACUAAGUGGAAUACCUGCAGAAGACUUGCCUUAUUAUGGUGGUUCAGUAGAAAUUGCUGACUACUGCCCUUUCAGUCAGGAAUUCAGUUGGCAUUUAAGUGGUGAAUAUCAGCGCAGCUCAGAUUGUAGGAUAUUGGAAAAUCAACCAGACCUUUUUAAAAAUUAUGGUGCUGAAAAGUAUGGACCUCAUUCAGUUUGUCUAAUUCAGAAAUCCGCAUUUGUCAUGGAAAAGUGUGAGAGGAAGCUGAGUUACCCAGACUGGGGGAGUGGAUGUUAUCAGGUUUCUUGUUCUCCCCAAGGUCUGACAGUUUGGGUUCAGAACACUUCAUAUUUGUGUAGUCGGGCUGGGCAGGUCCUCCCCGUCAGUAUUCAGAUGAAUGGCUGGAUUCAUGAUGGUAACCUGCUCUGCCCAUCAUGCUGGGACUUCUGUGAGCUCUGUCCUCCAGAAACAGAUCCUCCAGCUGCUAACCUGACCCGAGCUCUACCACUGGAUCUCUGUUCCCGUUCCUCUAGCCUGGUGGUCACCCUCUGGCUUCUGCUGGGCAAUCUAUUUCCUCUGCUGGCUGGAUUUCUUCUAUGUGUAUGGCACUAG
Puma concolor (puma) is the source of this 2076-nucleotide messenger RNA. It is a transcript of the gene LMLN, whose product is annotated as leishmanolysin like peptidase. Gene Ontology annotation, molecular function: metalloendopeptidase activity. Gene Ontology annotation, cellular component: membrane; cytoplasm. Gene Ontology annotation, biological process: cell adhesion; proteolysis. The record is from RefSeq and is a predicted model, not a curated record. Lineage: Eukaryota; Metazoa; Chordata; Mammalia; Carnivora; Felidae.